CGUUCCGGUCACUCUGUCUGGAUAUAAGAUUAUUGCACAUAUUUCUACUGAACAUAUAUACCCCUUUACAAAAUGGCCUCGCCAGAUCUAGAUCUGGAUAUCUCUCCUAUCCCCCGUUCGAGGGAGGAGAACCAGGAACGUGCUUUUAUUGCUGCUUCUCGUCGCAAGGAUCGCAGUCUGGAUGCUCGUCUUGAAUCCGCCAACCGGGCUUCGAUGCUGCACAAGAAGCGCACCGGGAAAUCUCUCUUCAUCACCAAGGACAUCGUUGAGAAAGAAGCCAUGUACGAGGAGGUCGACGAGCGCUACCAGGAAAAGCGCAUUCGCAUGCUCCAGGCCCAAAACAUGCAGAUUGAAGAGCAACUGCACAGGCAACUGCUCGCGGCGUUUGCUGCUCGUUCCGGUCCUCGCCGGACGGCCAGCAUGACUCCUCGUGGCUCGGUUGAUAGCGGCGUGCGCAAGAUGAGCCUCGAUCUGUCGAGUGUGCGCUCCUCCUUUUCCGAGGGCAUGCAGACUGGUCCCUUGACCAGCCCUAUGCCUAUGGGCAACCACCAGGGCUACGUCCUGUCUCCCUCGGCCACAGCCUACGACCCCAACCCUCAGUCCUCGUACAUGUCCAGCAUGGACACCCCGUCCGACUCGUUCUCCCAGAUCCCUUCCUAUGUCACCCAGCAGCAGACCACCCCAACAUGGCAGCCCAUGCGUCCAUCCUGGGCGGGUUUCCAACCACCGCAGCAGCAGGCCCCGACCCCCUUUCGGGACCGUAUGGCCUCUGCCCCCGAAAUCUCGACUCAUGGUUUGCCUUCUGUGUCUUACUCUCCCUCACCCACCUCAACUGCUACUCCUGCUGCUGCUACGGUGACGGCCAAUCCCGUGCAGCACACGCGGGUCCGAUCCGAACCGGGGAACAUCACCACGAUGCUACCCCCCAACUUCUCCAUGCAAAGCUCCGGCGCUAGCUCACCCAAGAUCGAAGGUUUCUCGACCGAAACCCUAUCCACUCCAGAGCUCUGCCCAACGCCCAGCACUCCCCACUCGCCUACCUCGACGGCGCAUGACACGGGAGUCCUGGACCUGGACAACCUGGGCAAGGAGGAAGGGAUCCUCUUCUCGCAUGAGGAGUUGGACCCAGACUUUGACGAGUUUAGUCGGUUUGCCUUUGGAUUGGGGAACAACGCCGGUCAGGACCGCGAGGCGUUUGGGGGGUUUGAUGAAUUUGUUACGCUGGAUGACUUUGCCGCUGUUGCAUGAUUUGAUAUGAGCUUGGAUUCUUGAUUGUUGGAUUCUUGGAUUGCUUGGGUGUAUAUUAUUUAAUUUUUUUUUUUUCUUUUCUU
This is a messenger RNA of Aspergillus wentii DTO 134E9, 1331 nucleotides long. RefSeq lists its product as uncharacterized. The transcript is spliced from 2 exons. The coding region runs from base 73 to 1248 and encodes 391 amino acids. The record is from RefSeq and is a predicted model, not a curated record. NCBI's taxonomy places the organism in Eukaryota, Fungi, Ascomycota, Eurotiomycetes, Eurotiales, Aspergillaceae.